This is a messenger RNA of Medioppia subpectinata, 1530 nucleotides long. NCBI's taxonomy places the organism in Eukaryota, Metazoa, Arthropoda, Arachnida, Sarcoptiformes, Oppiidae. The record is from the annotation of a GenBank genome assembly.
AGUGUCUGGCUUUGGCUGAUUGGACGGCUGUCGCUAUGUUUGGCAUUCAAUGAUAGAGUGAUUGCGAGAAUGGAGUGAAGUGUGGACUCGUAUCGACACAGAGAGAAGUGACACUCUUAUAGAUGGGACUUAUUGUCAAACGAGCCGUAGUUCUCAUCCGACACUAAUAUAUUAUGGUUCACUACUAUAACCCAUGCAGUAAUAUGUUUCCAUCGGGAGCCACAGCCAUUCACCAUCGCCUCCACCCGGCGGUCACCACUUCUUCGCCGAACUUUAACUUUGUUUCCACAACACUAUCGCCCGGCGACCAGAAUUGCUACCCUCUCUACACCAAUAAUAGCAACUCGAGUCCAUCGGGCGGUCAAACGGUGGCCACACUGUCGAGUGGACCUCAAUUGGGGUUAACCUCGUCGUCGCCGUCAUCGCAGUAUUCGCCAGAAAUUGGCGCUCCGUUGCCGCCGAUGUCUACGGAAGUUCUACAGCCACCGCCGCCCCCACCACUCGGAGGCCCGCAUCACAACUCCUGGUACUCAAUGGUUCCGCAACCGGGAGGCUGUGGGGGCAGGGGUUCAAUGGUUGCCGCAUCUCCUUUCGAAGAGUGGCCGACGCCUAACACUGGAUCCCCGAUCUCAGCGAGCAGUCCAUGCAUUUCUGGCUCACCGGUCAGUUCACUGCCUCCCUGUGCUUUCGCCACCGCUAUGACAAUGCCCUCGUCUUACGGCCAACCCAUCCAAAUGGGCGCAUAUCACGGCAUACAUCGGGCCGACCCCUACAGUGAACACCUUCACCAUAUCCCACAUCACUAUCACUCACAUCCCUAUCAAAACGCUGGUUUAAUCGCUCAGAUGAACAGCGAGGCCACGCCUGUCCAUCCGAGUCCCGACUCGGGUCUCACGGCUUCGAGCGAUGGCGCGGAGUCGCCGAACGGUCACCAAAACGACACCAACGGAGGGCUGACCACAACUCCCAACGGAACGGUCAUAAAGAGCGAGAAUAACUUGAAUCGUCCGCAACCGGCCCGCAGUCCCUACGAGUGGAUGAAGAAGCCGUCGUAUCAGAAUCAGAUCAACCCCACCAAAACGAGAACUAAAGACAAAUACCGAGUGGUUUAUAGCGAUCACCAGAGGCUCGAACUCGAGAAGGAAUUCCAUUACAGCAGAUAUAUUACCAUAAGAAGAAAGUCAGAGUUGGCCUCAUUGUUGUCGCUAUCGGAACGACAGGUCAAGAUUUGGUUUCAGAACCGAAGAGCAAAAGAGCGAAAACAGGCGAAGAAGAGGGACGAAGUGGUCCGUAAAGAUCAUCACAACAAUCAGAUAUUGUUUUGAGUAUUUGCCACAAGUUUUCAUUAUUAUAAUUAUUAUUAAAUUUAUUUGUUAUGUUAGAAAAUUACAUUUUUUUCAUUGAAAAACCCAUUCAUAUAUGUUGAAUGUAUUAUCGUUUUAUCCUAUAAUAAGUUAAUAAUACCUAUGCCUUCACUUAUGGUAUCUAUUAUAUAAAUAUCGUGUUAUUAUUUCUACGAGAAAUGUAAGC